AUGGGUUUGGUUGUGGUCCUAUCCGGUGGGCAAUUGUCCCCGACCUUAAUAGCCAGAGAAGAAUGUGAACACUAUGCUGAAGAAGUGCAAAAACUAGCUUACAAAUUGUUGGAACUGAUAUCUCUGAGCUUAGACCUGCCGGCUAAUCGUUUGAGCGGAUUCUUCAAAGACCAAACUAGCUUCAUCCGGCUCAACCACUAUCCGCCUUGUCCCGUUCCUCACCUAGCUCUUGGGGUUGGCCGGCACAAGGAUGCUGGUGCCCUAACCAUCCUCGCUCAAGACGAUGUUGGAGGACUCGAAGUGAAGCGAAAAACAGAUGGAGAGUGGAUUCGGGUCAAACCUACUCAUGAUGCUUAUAUUAUCAAUGUUGGUGACAUUAUUCAGGUUUGGAGCAAUGAUAGGUAUGAAAGUGUGGAGCACAGGGCAGCAGUGAAUUGUAAGAAAGACAGGAUCUCCAUCCCAUUCUUCUUCAACCCCGCUCACUACACCAAUGUGAAACCCUUGGAAGAGCUAACAGAUGAUCAAAACCUUGCCAAGUAUAAGCCAUAUAACUGGGGGAGGUUUUUUGCAACCCGAAAACGCAGUAAUUUCCAGAAACUUAAUGUUGAAAAUAUUCAAAUCUCUCAUUUCAGGCUCUUAGAGAAAUCUGUUUAAAGAGGGAAGAAUCGUCUUUGUGCAAGCAUCAUCAAUAAGAGUGUCUUAACUUUGCCUUCUCGUAAAAUAUUAUCCUCUGUAUAAUUAUAAAAUAAUGGAUACUCCUAUAUAUAAGGAUGGAUAUUGAAAUAAAAGUUGUUUGUUGAUUUUCCUUCUUCUCUCC
Messenger RNA from Ilex paraguariensis (yerba mate), 817 nucleotides. Lineage: Eukaryota; Viridiplantae; Streptophyta; Magnoliopsida; Aquifoliales; Aquifoliaceae. The record is from the annotation of a GenBank genome assembly.